AUGUUGUUAACACCACAUUUUCGACGUGGGUUUACACGAUUCGCCUUUCCGAAGCUUGCGGUGGUGACGCUCUCGGCAUCCCCUGUAGCGUGUCGGCGACUUCAUAACUCCUCGAGUCUGUUUUCAUCCCCUUCAACCGGUGGUCGGAUGCGGCGUGCGGUAGGGGUGUCGUUCACCCCACGUAUCGCAUCAAGGCUUUCUAUCCCAUCAAGGCCUUCCGUCUCAUCGGGGCUUUGUAGCCCAUUGAGGCCGUAUGUCACGUUCGGCUCCACUUCCACCCCAGCCCUCCCUGUGGGGACGUCAACAGGAAAAGGUCGUGUUACGGAAAAGGAGGCGGCCAUCUUGGGCUAUCCUUACACACUUGUGGACACGGCUGAAGCCUUAACAGAGGCCGCACGUUGUCUGUGUCAGAGCAGUUCCAUUGCGCUUGACAUCGAGGCAUUCUGCACGAACGGUGACACUAAACACCUGGGGGAUAUUUCCCUGAUUCAGCUCUGUAGUGAUGUAGGCUCGGUGGUGUAUUUAAUCGACGUGUUGGGGCUCUCACCCAGGCAGUGUCGGGAGCAGCUUCGGCCGGUGCUCGAGGACCCCGCGAUCACGACACUCUUCUUUGACUGCCGGCGUGAUGUCGAGGCGUUGCGUGUGCAGAUGGGCUUAACCCCUUCCCGUGCACUCGACCUGCAGCUCCACUUCACUGCCCUGCAAUGGCGGCUUCGGGGGGUGAACCGGCGGUCUGGACUAGGUUAUGUCUUGCAGGAUAUCGCCGGGCUUGCGCAGCAGGCGGAGGGGAAUGCCGCCGUCCACACAGCCAUGACAAGAGGGCAGCGCGCCGUGUGGGAUGUCCGUCCCCUCCCUGCCCACUUUCUCGCCUAUGCCGCGGACGACGUCCGGCAGAUUCGACUGCUUGGACCUGCGCUCGCGCGGGCCGGGGACGGAGUCGUUUCUCUGGAUGCGAUUUAUUCUUUAACGUCUCUUUAUGUUGACCACUACGCCCGCGGAGGCUUUGUCAAGGACGAGCCCGACGAGGGCUCCGCUGAGGUUAACGAGUCUUGGCUCGAGCGAGUGAUCGGGCCCCCUGGACGAUGUGCCUUUUGUCACGCCAGGGGCCACACCGAGGCGGAGUGUUUUAAGAAAAAUAACCACCCCGCGCGGUGUAGCUUCUGCGGGGGUCUCGGACAUACUUCGCGGAAUUGCUACCAAAAGUACCCUCAGCUCCUUAAAUGUGAUCUGUGUGGUCAGGUCGGCCACCAGGCUUCCUCCUGUUUUAAGACUAACCCCUGCAUCCACUGUGGUGGUUUUCACAAUAGUGCAAACUGCCAUCGCUCGUUGCAAAAGGGGUCGCACCACGCCGAGGCAGCUUCCAAUCGUUCAGCUUUUCCGAAAUAA
This is a messenger RNA of Phytomonas sp. Hart1, 1386 nucleotides long. The record is from the annotation of a GenBank genome assembly. NCBI's taxonomy places the organism in Eukaryota, Euglenozoa, Kinetoplastea, Trypanosomatida, Trypanosomatidae.